This is a messenger RNA of Chelmon rostratus (copperband butterflyfish), 1691 nucleotides long. RefSeq names its product dynein axonemal assembly factor 10 (gene dnaaf10). Gene Ontology annotation, molecular function: ubiquitin binding. The transcript has 8 exons. Bases 78 to 1154 code for a protein of 358 amino acids. Lineage: Eukaryota; Metazoa; Chordata; Actinopteri; Chaetodontiformes; Chaetodontidae. The record is from RefSeq and is a predicted model, not a curated record.
GCUGCAUUGAACCGUUGUCUUCAUACUUUUACAAGAAAAAUUCAACUGUUAUACGUAUUAUCUCCCAAACAGCAGAGAUGUCAACGCCACUAUCAAAGCCUCAGAUUAUUGCGCACAUUCAGAAGAGUUUAAAUUACACCGUUUUUGACAGUAAAUGGAUUCCGUGCAGCGCAAAGUUUGUCUGCCUGGGCAACUUUCCUAGAGGAACCGGAGUAAUGCAAGUCUAUGAAGUGCAGCACGGAGAGGCUCAUCUUAUCAAGGAGGUAGAGAAACCUAAACCCAUAAAGUGUGGGACAUUUGGGGCCACCUCUCUUCAACAAAGACACAUAGCAACUGGGGAUUUUGACGGAAAUCUCAGUAUAUGGAAUCUGGAGAUGCCUGAUGUGCCAGUCUACACUGUAAAGGCCCACAAAGAGAUUGUGAAUAGCAUAGAUGGUGUUGGCGGCCUGGGAAUAGGCGAUGGCGCACCUGAGAUAGUCACUGGAAGUAGAGACGGAACAGUAAAGGUGUGGGAUCCCAGACAGAAAGAUUCACCUGUAGCCAACAUGGAGCCCGUGGAAGGAGAAACCAAGAGAGACUGCUGGACUGUUGCAUUUGGUCAUGCCUUCAAUGAUCAGGACCGCUGUGUGUGUGCUGGCUAUGACAACGGGGACAUCAAACUCUUUGACCUGCGGAACAUGUCUCUACGGUGGGAAACCAACAUUAAAAAUGGGGUUUGCUGUGUGGAGUUUGACAGGAAAGACAUCAACAUGAACAAGCUGGUGGCCACCUCACUGGAGGGAAAAUUCCACGUCUUUGACAUGAGGACCCAGCACCUCACCAAGGGCUUCGCCUCUGUUUCCGAAAAGGCUCAUAAGUCAACCAUCUGGCAGGUGAGGCAUUUGCCUCAAAACAGAGACAUCUUUAUGACGGCAGGGGGAGCAGGUAACUUACAUCUAUGGAAAUAUGAGUAUCCCGCUAAGAGAAGCAAAAAGGACUCGGAUGGCGCGGAUGUGGGCGUAGCUGGCUCUGUCAGCCUCUUACAGAACGUCACUCUGUCCACUCAGCCCAUCGCCAGCCUGGACUGGAGCCCCGACAAGCAGGGCCUGUGCGUGUGUUCGGGCUUUGACCAGUCUGUCCGCGUGCUCAUUGUCACCAAACUCAACGUGGUGUGAAAAAGCAGACGGAUGAUGAGGAUCUGUGCAGCCUGGAAUGAGACACACCAGUAGCGGGUACAUCACUGCCCUUUUUAGAGGCUGAAUUGUCUUUAAUUAGAAGACAACAGUUUUCUACUGCAGGUUUUGGAGGCUGUCUAUCAAGAUUUUGUACAAUUGAUACUCAUCUUUAGACUUAUUUUGUCAGAAACCAUUUAACUCAAAUGAAGUUGGAAAUACUUUGCUGGGGUUGUGUUGUAUUGUCUCUCUUAAAGACUAUCCCUGAAAAAUGUGUACUGCUUGGCUGAGCCCUGCAGGCUGUGUGCAGAGAAAUACCCCUGUAACACAAUGAUACAUUUCCCGUAUCAUUGAGAAGCUUCUCUGGGGUGAAGAAAUGAUCCCAUUUCCCCUGGCCUGGAACACUUGGGGGAUCAAGAUUCCAUUUGUUAAUGUAUUUUCAUUUUGAACACCUGUCUUUUGUUGCAAUACUGGUGAACAUUGUUGUACUCCAGGUUUGUCUGUUGUUAAAGUCACUUUUGAUAUGUUUUUUUUUAUUAU